Molecule: messenger RNA, 1836 nt
Organism: Penicillium pulvis
Lineage: Eukaryota; Fungi; Ascomycota; Eurotiomycetes; Eurotiales; Aspergillaceae
Product: putative transporter
Exons: 6
Coding region: 1-1836 (611 amino acids)
Biological process (GO): amino acid transmembrane transport
Cellular component (GO): vacuolar membrane
Molecular function (GO): amino acid transmembrane transporter activity
Source: RefSeq, a predicted model, not a curated record
AUGUCCACCAGGAAUGCAGAACACGACUCUGAAGUCAAUCAGGGAUCGUUGAGAUUCCCACCGGGCUCUUACGAUUAUGCUCACCUGAGUGGAGGGGACCCGAUCGACGAGGAGAACUGGGGUCGGCAAAGAUCAUCGUCAUUCUCCCGCCUCCGACAAGCAGGUGGCCCGAACAGUAUCGAUAACUUUGCUCGCUCAUGGCAAAGAGCAGCCUGCUUCCCACAGGUGCUCCCGCGACGCGCUUCGUUCGUAUCGGCCGACUCUGACGAUGAGUUCGAAAUCGCAACCGGGGGCAAUUAUGGCCCCAGGUCGGGGGAGCGGCCUCUUCUCUCCGAGGACGAGGCGGAUGACGACGACGUGGAGGAGCACGAUUCGAUGGCGCAUGCGCAUGCAAGCCCUAGAAGGGCUCUUCCGACCACCGGCCUUCUUGCCUCGUCUGUGGAUAGAAGUAUUGCCACCUCAUAUGGCACGAUCUCGUCGCGCGUGAGUGAGUCGACCAGGCGACAUGCCAUUCAAUUUCACCGUGAGCAACUUGCCCGUGUAGAUGGCUCGGGGGCUAUUGAUCGAGAACCCCUGUUGCUUAAGCAUGUGGAGCAUGAAGAUGGUACGCAUGAAGAAAUUGUGAUUGGUCAAUCGACGGUGCCGCAGACCGUCUUCAACUCGGUCAAUGUGCUGAUCGGCAUUGGAUUACUGAGUCUUCCGCUGGCCAUGAAGUACGCUGGAUGGCUGCUUGGUCUACUGUUCCUUGUUUACUCUGCAAUCACUACUGCCUAUACAGCCAAGAUUUUGGCCAAGUGUCUCGACGUGGACCGGUCUCUCGUUACCUAUGCCGAUCUUGCCUACAUUAGCUUCGGACAAAACGCUCGCCUCGUUACAAGUUUCCUCUUCUGCUUGGAGUUGUUGGGAGCAUGUGUGGCCUUGGUGGUGCUAUUUGCAGACAGCUUGUAUGCCCUGGUUCCCGGCCUCAGCAUUCUCCAAUGGAAGAUGGUAUGUGGGCUGGUGUUGAUUCCUCUAAACUUUUUACCUUUAAGAUUUCUUAGCGUGACUAGCAUUCUGGGUAUCAUAUCAUGCACCUCAAUUGUGAUUCUCAUCUGCGUGGAUGGCUUAAUCAAGCCAAAUGCCCCGGGCUCUCUACAACAGCCAGCGAGCACAUUUCUCUUCCCCGAAAACUGGGCCACUCUGCCCUUAAGUUUUGGUCUCAUUAUGUCACCAUGGGGUGGACACGGUGUAUUUCCUAAUAUCUAUCGAGACAUGAGACAUCCUAAGAAAUAUGGCAAAAGUCUCUGGGCCACAUAUCUAUUUACAGGUUCGCUGGACUGUUCCAUGGCCAUCAUCGGUUGGCUCAUGUUUGGGGACAUCGUUCGCGAUGAAGUCACAGCGAACAUCCUCAGUGAAGAUGCCUACCCCCGGGCUUUGUCUGUUUGUAUUAUUAUUUUCGUUUCAAUCAUCCCGUUGAGCAAGGUGCCACUAAAUGCCCGGCCCUUAGUGGCCACAUUUGAAGUCAUCUGUGGUGUUGGUGUGGGAGCCACUUCUACCCGGAGAGAGGGAGUCCAGGAGUUGAUUCGAGCUUUGGUUCGUGUUUUUACAGUGGCUCUCAUUGUCGUCCUUUCCGUGAUAUUCCCAGCCUUCGACAGAAUCAUGGCCUUCCUUGGGUCCUUCCUGUGCUUUUCCAUCUGCAUCAUCUUCCCUCUCGCGUUCUAUCUCAAGAUCUUCGGAAAGGAGAUAAGCCGACGUGAGCGGAUUCUGGACUGGUUUUUGCUCAUCACGUCCACAAUUCUGGCGGCCGUGGGGACCAUUUGGGUGUUUCUGCCGCAUGAAAUGAUCUCUGGGGCUUGA